GGUCUGUUCCACAUUGAUAAAAUAACAUCGAAGAAGAAUAUAUCCAUGUCAUCCACAACCCAAACAAGCUUCUGGAAUGCGACGUUUUAUCCAGAUUAUAAUUUCCGUAUGUCUGUCAUCAGUUGUCACAUUGCCAAUAUGUUGCUCAAUAGUUUUAAGUUGGUCGCAGAAGACUAAUUUGGACGAAGAACAAUAGGUGUCUGCUAGCCUCCGGCUAGUAACCGUAGGGGAACAUGCAGAACAUGGCCCAAUGAGAGAUCGUCAAACAGAUUAUUCUUGCCUUUAGGUACACGCAACUGAUGUUGGAAAACAAGUACAUAAUUGUUUGUUUCUCCAUAACAAAGCGGUGGGCAUCGGUGAACAUGUAGGUUACAACAACAUUUCGUAAAAUCCCUCAGACCUUACGCGUUGGUAUAGACCAGUCAUCGUGGGUGUGGUAGACGCUUCUUAAGUUAAGGUCAUCACCAGUGAUUGCACACCUGGAAAGUGAACACACUGUGACAGUUUAUAGGUGAAAUACCCCGCCUCUGUACCAGUCGGGAAAUUGGAGUCUGCUUCUCGAAAACACCAGAUUGUCCCGAUGAGCUGGCUGUGUCUCAUCCCACUGGUGGCCUGCCUGGCAGUGGUGGAUGGAACUGAGCUCCCCGCGGACCAGCUGGCCGCUCCUCGACUGUUCAAACAGCCCGGCAAAGUCACCUUUGAUCCACAAGAAGAUGCCACUACGGUGAGGUUCGAGUGCGCGGCGCUAGGGGACCCGGCACCACAGUACAUCUGGAGGAGGAAUGGGACCCAAAUAAACCAGAAUUCCCGGUACCAGUUCAGCGCAGACGGCGGUAUCCUGACCAUCCUCCAGCCGACAGCAGACACAGACAGCGGAACCUACCAGUGCGAGGCUUUCAACGAGUAUGGUCGGGUCAGAAGUGUUAGCGGCAGUCUGCGAUUUGCUUUUUCAAACCGGUUUCCGGCCGGCGUCGCAAGACCCGGCGCCUCCUCGUCACAGGGUGACGGGGCCAAACUGGUGUGUGACCCUCCGGCCGCGUUCCCAGGACUCUCCUACGAGUGGAUAGAUCACGAAUCCAACGAGUUCAUUCCUGACCCUAACAGCGAUGACGACACGAAUAUCCAAGAACGGGCCUACGUGUCUAAGAAAACCGGAGACCUCUACUUCUCCAACGUCAUCAGCGACAGAGACACCGGGGGAUACCAGUGUGCGGUGAGGCUGAGCACGAGGAAGGACGCCGCUUUUAGUGACGUGAGCGGCUCCACCAGGCUGGAUGUGGCGGCACGAAGUUCAACCCCAGUGAGCUCCCCACAGAUAGUGCUGAAUGAGGACGUAAUCUACGCCGAGGAAGGAAGUGACGCGCUGAUAGAGUUCCUCGCCUACGGGAACCCGACGCCCACGUACAGUUGGCGUCGGUUACAAAGCGCUGGUGCCGGUGCGAGGCAGCUGUCCAUGCCGGCAAGAGGCACCAUGGAAAGGUACAACAGGAACUUCGCCCUCAGCAAUGUGACCGUGGCAGACGAGGGCUUCUACGAGGUGACGGCCACCAACUCACAGGGCUCGGACACCGCAGUCACUCAGCUCGAAGUGGAAAAUAAACCAAAACUGACCCAAAGCCUGGCUGGGCAGAACCAUAACGACGGAGUGGGAGAAGACAUAAACCUGAACAUGGGAUGGGAGACGAGCAGGACGCCUGUCUCCUCACAGUGGUAUCACAAUGGGGAGCCAGUACAGGACGGUGGGAGGUAUACCAUCACCAAAUCGCCCACAGGAACGACACUUCGAAUUCCGGACACCCAACCACAGGACACCGGUUCGUUCCAGUGCAUCGCCACCAACAUAUAUGGCAGCACAACAAGCUUUUCAGAGGCCAGGGUUGGAGCUCCAAAGAAAAUGACUGACGCCAGGGUGGUUAACAAGGGAGACGGUUGGGUGACGAUAGACGGUUCGAAGCCGGACAGUUUCGGCACGGUGAACGGGUACCAGGUUCUGUACUUCCCGACAGACGAGGGGCCCAACGGUCCGAACAAAAAGGUGGCCAAUGUGGCCGGCCCAGACGGCUUGCCCACCACAAUUAGUAAUCUGGGAAACAUAGAGGACUACACGUAUCAGGUCCGAGCCACAACAGACGAAGGCGUGCCCGGCCCAUACAGCGCGCCUAUCGUCGGCGGUGUGAACCCCACGGUAGCACCCGGAGGCGGCGGCGGGGGAGGAGGAGGAGGCGGAGGCGGUGUCCGUACAGGCGGCGCUGGAGUGCCAUUGCUCGCCUGGUUGUUGCCUCUUCUGCUGCUACCUUUGCUUUUGAUGCUGUGCUGUUGUUGUUGCUGUUGCUGCUGCCGCGCUGGUCUGUGUGGGACGUACUGUGGGUCGUGUGGAGCAGCCUGCGAAAACAUGUGCGCCCCUUGCUGCGGCGGUGCCGUCGGUGGUGAUCUCGAGAAGCCCGAGUGGCCAAGCCAGGAGAUCGUCAAACCGGGUCUGGAUAUGGAUGUAGGAUCCGCCGACAUCAAAGGGGGAUCUGCUGGCAUCAAGGGUGGAUUCGGCGGGGUCAAGGGUGGUUCUAUUGGGAUCAUGAACGAAUCCUUGGCCCUGGGGAGUGGACUACCAUCUGGAUCCAUGGGGAUGAAGGGCGCUUCUCUGGCGGCGGGUGGGGCCGCCUUGGCCGGUGGAGCCGCCUUGGGUGGAGCCGCCUUGGGUGGAGCCGCCUUGGGUGGAGCUGCCUUGGGUGGAGCCGCCAUGAAGGGGAGUGGAGCCGCAAUAAACGCUGGGAUGUCUGCAGGAAAGGCAGGCAUGUCGUUGGUGAAACUUCAACGUCUGCGCCGCCACAGUUCGCUCCUGGUGGAGAAGAUGAAUUCACAGACAACUAUUGAACACCUGGUGAAGAAUAAGGUGUUCACUAGCGACAUGGCGCAGUACUGCAUGAGUGCAGGCUCAAAUCAGGAGAGGAACAGACGGAUCCUGGAGCUGAUGCAGGCUCGCGAUCGCACUGACGCGGACUUCGACGUCUUCUGCAACGGGCUCAGGGCGGACGGACGGACGGCCUACCUUGGUGACCUCCUUCAGGGUGAGGGUACCAAACGAGAAGGAGUGGACCUGAACCAGCAGGUCCUGAGUGAGGAGAUGAGGCAGACCAGCGGGACCCUGAGGCCGGGGUCAGGAAUGCUCAACGCCCCCCAGUGGCAGCAGAUGAGUCUUUCAGUUCCCAGUGUGCACAUGGACGAGGUGAAAGUGGUGGGUUCUGUGGGCCAGCAGGGGGCGCUGAUGUCCGCUUCCUCCGCCACGGUGCCAAACAACCACCCUGUCAUCUUAGAAGUACGGGGAGAAGUUGACAACGUUGAAUGGAUGUACAACGGAAAGACAAUCCAACAAUCCUCGGGCGUCCGCUCCACAUCAGAUGGUUUCACCCACGAGCUUUUCAUUGACAGGAUGACCCCUGACCGGGACGGGACCUACACCUGUAAGGGCAACACGCCUGAUGGUGGGACGGUGUCGUGCGAUAUCAAAGUCAACACGCUGUUGGAAUAGGCUACUUAUUAGCAUAGCUCAUUCGAACAGUAUUUUGACAGUGAUGUUAGUGGUAGCCUUUUUUUUAAAGUCGACCAUGUAACGUUAAAUUACCAGCAGACAUAGACCGCGUACAAGUCAUUUUAAGACCACCAAUUACUAGUAAUACUAGAGGAGCGCAGUUUAUUAGAGGUUUCGCCCUUCUGGGGUGUCGCACAGAUUUAGAGUCAACAUUUCAAUGGAUCGGUAAAAUGCAGCCUACAUUAUUACUUAACGGAGCUGAUAGUUACAUGGACUAAGUCGUGUAGAUACUGUAGAUGCCAGUAUUUCAAUGUUUGAUAUUUUUCUUGGCUUCAAACAAUGCAGCUAUUUUUACGUUGAUGUUUGUUAACCUAAUUGAUAGAGCAAACCGAUGCUCGAUAAGUCGUUAUGAAUUUAAUUAAGAAUAUAUUUUGUUUAGGGUUGAAGCAUACUGUCUGCAGAGUUUUAAGUUUGAUACUGUAUGCUGAGAGCAGAGAGCUGUCUUUCAGACUUAGCGCAUUUUGUUAGCAAGGUUUCCAGUUGACAUAGGAUGAUUAGUUUUACGAUGAGCUUAGUACAUCUUCAAGCAUGUACAUGUAUGUUAGGUAUUCUCACUGUGUUUUGACAAUAGAUUCACGCGGAACAGUAACGUUAGAUGCACGGAAGCGUAGUCGAGUUUAUCUCAUCUGUCGUGACUUCUGGGAUGUUACCAAAGCACUCCAGCGGCACUCCACCAUACUUGAAACAGUAGUGUGACAAAACAGCCGAAUAGUUUGAUUCUGACUGACGUUUUCAGAAGGCCAAGGUGGGCUAGUAAGUCUCUCUCGAAUCUACAGUGUCUGUGCAUAGUGCUGCUUGAAAUUGUUGCAAGUUUGCCAGAGAAUAAACUUAACAAAAAAAGAUUGUCUUGUGAAUCAUAUCCGGAAGUAGAAAAAAUGACUGGACAUAGAUGGUCUUAACAUCAACCCAUCUGCCCCCUCUCUGCAAUACAAGAGUUCAAAGUGCAUGACCCCUCUGCCCAGUGAACACACCUUUUAUACCCUCCGGCCAAUUCUAACGCUUGCAAUUGUCUGGUACAAUGCAUGACUUGCAGAAACAAGCUGGCGCCUGAAAAAUGCAUGGUGGUAUUCUUGUACCUACCACACCUGACACGGGUCAGUGUGAAAGUACAGGUGUAAACAAACCCCCUCAAACUAUCAGCAGAAGAAGACUGCGUCUGUGAAAGAAAACACUCGAGCUUUCGUCCAUACUACAUAAAACAUGCUUAGCCGUUUGUGGAAACAAUACCAUUUCCAUGCCUUGGUCUGUGGAAUUCUUAGUGAGAGAUUGGAAGAUAACGCAAACAAUCGCAGGUGUCCCGAUGUUAGGUUCAUAUGACCAUGAGGGGUCAAACAGCACAGUAUGGGAGGCCCUGUAGGCAUCAGUAAACGGUGUUACGCAGUG
This is a messenger RNA of Branchiostoma belcheri (Belcher's lancelet), 4966 nucleotides long. RefSeq lists its product as uncharacterized. Gene Ontology annotation, biological process: homophilic cell-cell adhesion; dendrite self-avoidance; regulation of apoptotic process. The transcript has 18 exons. Gene Ontology annotation, cellular component: plasma membrane; axon. Gene Ontology annotation, molecular function: cell-cell adhesion mediator activity. The record is from RefSeq and is a predicted model, not a curated record. The coding region runs from base 581 to 3523 and encodes 980 amino acids. Lineage: Eukaryota; Metazoa; Chordata; Leptocardii; Amphioxiformes; Branchiostomatidae.